AGCAUGUGGACUCCUCCUCAAAACUAUGCCUCAAGGCCAGUAGCCGUACUCGGUGGCGGUGUCCUAGGAAGACGUAUCGCCUGCUGCUGGGCAUCCGCUGGUUAUAACAUCCGAAUCAGAGAUCCUAGCGAACAGCAGCGUAACGAUGCUGUCGAGUACUUCAAUGCAAAUGUGGCAUCAUAUGCCGAAGCUACUGGAAAGACCCCAGGCAAAGUCGCUGUCUUUGUAGAUCUCGAAUCUGCUGUCCAGGACGCUUGGCUUGUGUUCGAAGUCGUUCCUGAGAAACUCAACAUCAAGAUCGAAACCUUUGCAGAGCUCGAAAGACUUGCUCCCAAGGAUUGCAUACUCGCAUCUAACUCAUCAUCAUACAAGUCCAGUGAGAUGAUUGAGAAGGUCAACGACGAGACGAAAUGCCGUAUUCUGAAUACUCACUAUUUCAUGCCGCCGGCAAUCAUGAUGGUCGAACUGAUGACUGAUGGAUACACACACCCGGAGAUCUUCCCUUUCCUCGCAGAACGUCACAAGGAAGCAGGACUCGUCCCAUUCGUGGCUCGCAAAGAGUCGACUGGGUUCAUUUUUAACCGAACAUGGGCUGCUAUUAAGCGCGAGUUCUUGACGAUCUUGGCAGAGGGCGUUUCAACGCCCGAGGAGCUGGAUCAGAUGUGGACGUUAUUCUGGGGCUCCAAGCAAACUCCUUGUCGCAUCAUGGAUCAGGUUGGUCUAGACACUGUCCAAUUUAUCGAACAGCACUACGUUGAUGAGAGAGGACUGCCCAAAGACAAAACUGUCGAUUUCCUAGAAGAGAACUAUAUUAAGCCGGGAAGGCUCGGAGACAAGUGUCAAAAGGGCGGUCUCUAUCCCCCUUCAGCACCCGACACAUCCAAGAUCGUUCUUUGCGAGCUUGGUGUGUCGAAGUCGCUCAAGGGAAAGGAUAGCACGAAAGAGGUCCUCAGCAACGGCCGUCUGUUCCAAGUCUCAAAGGACGGCAGCAAGCCUUCGACAUUGUUGGAGAAAGCCGGCUUGCCAGAUGGUAUCGAGUACUGUAAAGCCGACAAUCGUCUGUACACCACUGACAUGGGCACUUUCGGCAACAACGACGGAAGAGUCUUUUCCUGCAAGCUUGAUGGCAGUGAUGUCAAAGAGAUUGUACCCCGUGGUAGUGUUCACACACCGAAGCAGACUGUCAUCGACGAGAAGAACGGCAAGCUAUACUUUUGCGACAGGGAGGGUCUUCGUGUAAUGUGCUGCAACCUCGAUGGAACUGAUCUUCAAACGUUGGUACAGACAGGAGACUGGCGAAAGCCCGAGGAAACAAACGACCAGAGCAAAUGGUGCGUCGGUAUCACACUGGCUCCUAAUCUUGGCAAACUGUUCUGGACACAAAAGGGCUCACCCAAAAGCGGCAAAGGUCGCAUCUUCAGCGUCAACAUCGAUAUGCCUGCCGGUGAUUCGGCAACUAGUAGAUCAGACAUGGAGUGUGUCUUGGACAAGCUACCCGAGCCAAUUGACCUCGAAUUCGACGACACCAACAACAUGCUUUACUGGACGGACCGAGGCGAAGUACCUUACGGUAACAGCUUGAACAGAGCACAGCUUGAUGCAAAUGGCCGUGCGCGCCCGAUGGACAAUGGCCUCUUCCCAAAGCAUGAGAUCCUCUUCAACGGCUUCGACGAAACUAUUGGACUAAGACUGGACAUGUCGAACGACACGAUCUAUGUUUCUGAUCUUGGCGGUACAUUGUGGAAGCUCCAGAAAGGCGUCAAAUCAAAGGUCUUUGAGGACAAGACCAAUGCGUUUACAGGAUUUGUUAUAGUCCCAUAGACACUUCACCGGAUUCAACCAGAAGCUCGAGU
Molecule: messenger RNA, 1853 nt
Organism: Aureobasidium pullulans EXF-150
Lineage: Eukaryota; Fungi; Ascomycota; Dothideomycetes; Dothideales; Saccotheciaceae
Product: putative 3-hydroxyacyl-CoA dehydrogenase
Exons: 4
Coding region: 4-1821 (605 amino acids)
Biological process (GO): fatty acid metabolic process
Molecular function (GO): oxidoreductase activity, acting on the CH-OH group of donors, NAD or NADP as acceptor; NAD+ binding
Source: RefSeq, a predicted model, not a curated record